AUGACCGACUCCCCACUCCCGCGGAUCCCGCUGGAUCCGAAAGAGCAGCCCAUCCUCGACAAGCUGCAGUCUAUACGGACGGAGCUUGAACUAUUGAAGCGUGAUCGGUCAACUUAUGUCAAGAGCCAAGAUGUCUUGAAAUUGUACGACCAAGUCAUCGAGCAGGUUAUGAUCCUCAAUGAGAUACGCGAAACCAAGCGUCUGGAGCAGAACAAAGUUGAUUACAUGCUCGACGACUGCUUUCAGCUCAUUUCACUUGCCUAUCUGACCGUCGGAAAAAACCAUGAGCCACCGGCAGUAUACUCCUACAUCUCAACGAUCAAGCGCUUACUAGAUCACCUCAAAGAAGCAACCUUCUAUUCGCAAAAGGACCUGGAAGCACUCGACAAGAACCUACAAGAUUGCCGACGAUAUGUUGAGAGAGGUCGAGAAGAAUACAGCCCUCAUCUACUGACCCUGCUUGACGCCCGCAUCAAAGUUUGCGAAGAGACUCUAGCAGAACUGAAGCUCAACUUGUCUGAGCUCACACCCGAGCUGACACCGAAAUGGGAGAAGCUGGUUUCAAUACUAAGAUCACUCUGCGGCUGUAACGCAAGAUCCAAGUUCCCACAUGAUGAAGUUGAGGAGUACUCAGAGGAGCUUAACAAACUUGACGAGGAAUUAAAAGAGUACGGCAUUCGUGCAUAUGAGACAGAAGGAACUACUGAGGAGAAGCUGGCCGAAAUGGUCGACAAAAUGCAACUCGCCACCGAACACCCUGAGCCGGCGCCAGACGCCAAGACACUUAUUGGCACCCUGCUACGGCGCAAUCUGCUAUGGGUCACGUUGAUCAAGCAAAAGCAAGGACGUAUUGCGCCCGCUUUCAAGGAUACCUACGAUAAACUUCUCUCAAUACGAAACAAGCUCGAAAAGCUUACCCUAACUCAGGCAUGGUCUCUUCGUGAGACGGAUCUUUGGGAUUUUCAGCGACAGCUUGAUCGUAUAGACGAAGCCCGAGUUGAUGGUAACUUUGUCGAUGCGCUUGGACGGCCAUCGGAGAUUUACGAGCAGAGAACAUUGUUGUACCUUCUCCGAAAGAGCUACGCUCUCAUUUACCAACUGCUCUUGACAUCCGAGCCUGUAUCUGAGGCUCUACUGCCGAUUUACAAUCAACUAACUACACUCCGAAAAUGUCUGCUUGAAGUCAAAAAGUUGGGAGGUGUAUCUUCACCAAGGGAGCUGUACCCCUACAGUAUGAAAUUGAAUUCCAUUGACAACAUGCGAGUAGACGGCAAGUUCAUGGUGGGCGACGAGAUACCUGAUGGCCAAGGUCGAGUGACGCAGCUUCUGGAGGAAUGCUUCGAGCUCGCAUACGACCUGAGAAACGACGCCGAAGACAACAACAGCUCUGCUGAGGUUACACCGUCGACAGAAAAGCCUGAGCCUCUCAGCACAUGA
Messenger RNA from Alternaria burnsii, 1437 nucleotides. RefSeq lists its product as uncharacterized. The coding region runs from base 1 to 1437 and encodes 478 amino acids. The record is from RefSeq and is a predicted model, not a curated record. Gene Ontology annotation, cellular component: cytoplasm; nucleus. Lineage: Eukaryota; Fungi; Ascomycota; Dothideomycetes; Pleosporales; Pleosporaceae. The transcript has 8 exons.